UUCAUCACGCAACCAACAAAUUGACUGAACUUCAACAAAUUGAACUUCAAUAUGUGUUUAAUAACAGAAGUGGCCUCAAUAAAAGAGCUACUACUUCUUUUAGUAGCUUCAAGUGUCAUCUAUAAUACCUUCCAGAAAAUGGAUUUGUUAACACAAAAUUUAAGAAGUCUCAAAGAGAAAUUUGACAUUGAAAAAGUCUCUCAGAAUGACACAAUGAGAGUCUUGAAGAAAACUGUAGAACGACUAAAAGACGAACUACGGGAGUCGGAAGCAGCGACGAAGAGAGCUCUGAAGGAAUUAAGACUCCAGCAAAUGGAUAAAACAGGUAUGGUGGAUUACGCUUAUGGAGGAAGAGUAACUCCAACUCAAGGUACAGAAAGUUACCUUUCAGAAGGUGUUAAUUUCUUUGGCGUCUCUGUUUGCGGCCAGAACUACUUGGAAGGGCGAAUAGUAGAAACGUCCGUUAUGCCUGGCGAUUGCUGGCCAAUCAAAGGUCAACAAGGAUCCGCCAUUAUUGAGCUUAUCGAAGAUGUAAACGUGAGUCAAAUCAGUUUAGAGCACGCACCAAAAGAACUGCUUCCGAACGGUGCUUCGUCAGCACCGAAGGAGUUUUCUCUACUUGGGCUGUCGGAUAAUGGAAAUGAAAACCAAACUCCUCAUUUAUUCGGAAGAUUCGCUUACAAUCUAGCCUCAUCUGAGGUGCAGACUUUCCCAGUUCAGAUACCUAGUUCAAAAUCGUUCAAGAAAGUCGAAGUUCAAAUUCACUCUAAUCAUGGUCAUUCGGAGUUCACCUGCGUUUAUAGAGUUAGAAUUCAUGGGAACACACGGAAAUGAAAUGCCACUCUGAUGGAAAAAUACAGAACAGUUUAUUCAGUUGGAACUGCAAUAUCAUCGUGUUCAGCUAAACCAUUUGGGGUUUGAUGUGUGAUUCAGAAUUUUACCUUUAAAAAACAUUAACUAUUUGCGUAUAUAUUUCAAAAUUAAAAAGCUUACCUAAGCUUGUGUGAACGUCCUAAUAAAACUUAG
Macrosteles quadrilineatus (aster leafhopper) is the source of this 1026-nucleotide messenger RNA. RefSeq names its product sperm-associated antigen 4 protein-like. NCBI's taxonomy places the organism in Eukaryota, Metazoa, Arthropoda, Insecta, Hemiptera, Cicadellidae. Gene Ontology annotation, biological process: nuclear envelope organization. Bases 52 to 834 code for a protein of 260 amino acids. The transcript has a single exon. The record is from RefSeq and is a predicted model, not a curated record. Gene Ontology annotation, cellular component: meiotic nuclear membrane microtubule tethering complex; nuclear envelope. Gene Ontology annotation, molecular function: protein-membrane adaptor activity.